AUGCCUUAUGGUGAUGGUAUUUUGGAAUCACCAGCUGAUCAAUAUGGAAAAACAACAUUAUGUAUGCGUAAUGCAAAACGUUUAUUUAAAUGUGCUGCUUAUAUGGUCUAUUUUGUUGGUGUUUUGGUAUUUGCUGUUGCAAGUAAAGGUUCAUUUCUUCUUAUGACACAAAGUUUAGGAAAUCGAUUACAAGAAAAACAAUAUGCAAGUCGUUGGUCAUUUAUGUUAGUUGCUACAAUAUGUGUUCCAUAUGUAUUUCUUUUUCUUGAAGCAUUGGCAAAAAGUCUUUUUCGUAAUCGACGUGGACCAGUUUUUACAGAUUUAAUAACAAUAUUUGUUCUUGAGAGUAUUCAUACAUUUGGUGUUUGUUUACUCGUAUUUCGUGUUUUACCAAGUUGUGAUGUUAUACGUGGUCUUUUAUUAAUGAAUGCUGUUUGUACAAUACCAGCAUUUUGUAAAUUAACAUUAUCAAAAAGUAAUUCACGUCCAAUGUUACGUUUUUUAACAUUAUUUAUUGAUUUGGCUGCAUUUGUUGCUCAAUGUUCAGUUUAUUUUGUUGUAACAAGUACACAAUAUACAGCAUUUUUAACAAAACCAUCAUUAACAACAACAACACAAGCAACAAAUAUUGGUGAAUCAUUAUCAUCAGAUACAUUUGAUACAUUAAAUACAGCCAUAAGUAAUUCAAUAAAAACAACAACAGAUAUAAAUGAACAUGUACAAAUACGUUUUGGUUGGGAAGCACCUAUUGCUUUAUUUUGUGUAUCGAUUGUAUGGUGGGAAAAUUAUGUUGAUAGAGAUAUUAAAUUAGGAAAAUUAAAUAUACCAUUAGGAACAUAUAAAAGACAUUUACAAUCAGUACGAUCAAAAGCAAAUAUAGGUGCAUCAAUAUGGAAAAUAGCACUUACAGUUGCAUUUAGUUUUCUUUUAUUACCAAAAGAACGUUUUGAAAAUGUAUUUGUAUCAUUUAAUAAUAAUCCAUCAAAUAUUAUAUCUAAUGAACCAUCAUUACAUACAGGUUCAGAAUUAAAUAAUUAUGAUGCUGGUUCAUUAUCAAAUCAAUUUGAUAUGAAUAAUAAUAAUAAUGAUUUACCUGUACGACAUAAACGUCAAAUGCCAUUAUUUCCUGUUGAUGAUAAUAAUACAGUAAUGGGUAAAAUAGGUGGUAAUGCAGAUCAAAUGUCUUUAUUUCCAGGUAAUAAUGAUGAUGAUCCAGGUAUAGCAGCUGAUCCAUUUGAUUUUCAACCAGAUAGAGAAAAAACUAUUGAUGAUUAUUGGCAUUCUAUAGGACCAUUUGUUCCUAUGAUAAUACAUUUUUUUUCUACAGGUCUUUGUUAUUAUUUUUCAAAAUCAGCAUGUAAAAUGCAAAUGCAACGUGUAGCAUUUGCUGUACCAUUAACAUUAGCAACACCUGUUACAUUAGCUAUAAUGAUUGGUUUAUGUCAAUGGAAAACUGAUCAAAUUGUAUUUAUACGUGAAAUAAUGUAUUGGGAAUGUAGUGAAAAUUUAAAUACAACACGUAUAACAUGGCAUAUUAUUAUUGGUUUAUGUCUAUGGUAUUUAUCACAAUUAUGGAUAACAUCACAUAUAUGGUUUCCAGAAAAUAAACGUUUAGCUACAACUGAAACAUUAUUUGUUCUUCCACAAUAUGAUAGUUCAUUAAUUGAACAAUCACUUUUAUUAAAUCGACGUCGUAAUGAACCAGAACAUCAAAAAAAUAAAUUAGAAGAACAUUUUGAAGAUUUAGAUAUUAUUGAUGGAAUGGCUGCAUUUUCUGAAGAUGAAAAAUUAGAAAAUAAUACAAAAAUUUAUUUAUGUGGAACAUUAUGGCAUGAAACUAUUAGUGAAAUGAUUCUUAUGCUUAAAUCGAUCAUGAGAAUGGAUAUUGAUCAAAGUGCAAGAAGACAAGCAAGAGAUGAAUUUCAAGUUAUUGAUCCAGAUUAUUAUGAUAUGGAAGCUCAUGUCUUUUUUGAUGAUGCAUUUUAUCAUGAUGAAAAUCAACAACGUACAUUAAAUAUGUUUGUUAAAGAUUUUUUCGAAGCUAUUAAUAAAGCUGCUGGAAUUGUUCAUGAUGUUGAAGGUAUGAAAUUAGCACCACCACAAAAAACAGCAACACCUUAUGGUGGUCGUUUAUCAUGGCGAUUACCAGGUGGAAAUUUACUUGUUGUUCAUCUUAAAGAUAAACUUAAAGUUAGUAAGAAAAAACGAUGGAGUAUGGUUAUGUAUAUGUAUUAUUUACUUGGUUAUCGUAUUCUUGGUCAAUGUGAACAACGAAUGAAAUCAUUAAUAAAAUUAAUUGAAGAUUCACCAGAUAAAAGAAAUUAUCGUCGACAUUUUGAUCAAAAUGAAGAUUUACAUGUUUAUUAUAAAGAUAUUCUUGGACCACGUUUAUUACUUGAAGCUGAAAAUACAUUUAUUUUAUCUGUUGAUGGUGAUGUUGAUUUUGGUCCUGAUUCAGUUCGAAUGUUAAUUGAUCGAAUGAAAAAAGAUAAAAAAGUUGGAGCAGUUAGUAGUCGAAUUCAUCCUAUCGGUAGUGGUCCAUUAAUAUGGUAUCAGAAAAUGGAAUAUGCUAUGUGUUAUUGGUUACAAAAAACAACUGAACAUAGUCUUGGUUGUGUUUUAUGUGCACCGGGUUGUUUUGCAUUAUAUCGUGCAUCAGCUUUAAUGGAUGAUAAUGUUAUGAAAGUAUUUGCAUCACGUUGUGAAUCACCUGAAGAUUAUCUUCUACGAGAUUUAGGUGAAGAUCGUUUUUUAAGUAAAUUAUUAAUUGAACAAGGUUAUAGAAUUGAAUAUUGUGCUGCAGCUGAUGCAUAUACACAUGCACCAGAAACAUUUACAGAUUUUUUUAAUCAACGUCGUCGAUGGAUACCAUCAACACUUGGUAUAACUGUAUCAAUACUUAAAAAUUAUCGUCGUACAAUACGUAUUAAUGAAAGUGUUUCAUUUUUAGCUGUACUUUAUCAUGUUUUUUAUCUUGCUUUAUAUAUAUUAAGUCCAGCAACAAUAACAAUAGCAAUAGCUGAUGCAUUUAAUGCUACAACUGAUAUUGAUGUAUGGGCUGCAUAUACACUUGCUUGUUUUCCUGCUAUUGCAUUUUUAAUGAUUUGUUAUCAUGAUAUAACAGAAGAAAAAAAAAUUAUUUGUGCAGCUAUAUUUGGUACAUAUUAUGCUAUUGUUAUGAUGAUUGUUGUUGUUGGAACAAUUGUAAGAAUGGUUGAUGGUUCAUGGAAAACAACAGCAGUCUUUUUUCUUCUUUUUAUGGGAAUUAUUUUCUUUUUUACAGCUAUUUGUCAUCCAUAUGAAUUAAACUGUGUUCAACCAUGUUUACUUUUUUUUCUUUGUGUUCCAACAUCCUAUGUUUUACUUGUUAUAUAUGCAUUAACAAAUUUAAAUGCAAAUGCAUGGGGUACACGUGAAGAUAUAUUUAUACCAAAUCGUAAAAAAAAACAAAAAUUUAAAAGUCAAGCUGAAUGUUUACAAUUUCUUGAACAACAAUUUUCAAAUGCUAAAAAUUCAAAUGAAUUAUUAGCUGUUGUUGAAAAUUUAAUUGAUGAAUGUCAUUCACAACGUACAGAAUCAAGUGAUCAAUUAUUAGCACAAAUAACAGCUGUACUUAAUCGUAUAAAUAUGUUUGAUGAUCUUGAUAAACGUUUAAAUAAAGGUUUAGAUUUACAUGGUCUUGGUUUAGAAGAACUUGUUGAAGAACAAGAAAAAAAAGAUCCAAAUCAAAAUAUAAAUCAUGAACAAAAACGUACAGAACAAUUAAUUAAUAAAUAUGAUGAUCGUAUAAAUCCAUAUUGGUUCGAUCAUCAAUUAGUUAAAUAUGCUGAUAUUAAAUAUUUAAAUGAAAAUGAAUUUAUUUUUUGGAGACGUUUAAUACAAAGAUAUUUAAAACCAAUACAUAUGGAUGCAUUAGAAAAACAAAAAUUACAAUUAGGUUUAAAUGAUUUACGUGAUCAAGGUGUAUUUGCUUUUUUUAUGCUUGAUGCAUUAUGGAUAGCAUUUGUUUUUUCUGUUUUACUUGCACAAAAUCGUUUAAAAGAUAUGUUAUUUAUACCUGUACCUAUACCAAGUUCAUAUAAUGAUCAUGCUAUGAUUGAACCAUUAGGUGUUAUGUUAAUAUUUUUUUUUGGUAUUAUAUGUUUAAUACAAUUUAUAGCUAUGCUUUGUCAUCGUUAUAAUACAUUUCAACAUAUAUUAGCAUCAACAAAACUUCGUUCAAGUAAAUUUGAAGGUGUUAGAAUUGAAGAUAUUAUGGAUAUUGUUAAAAUGCUUCAACAAAUCAAACCAAUCGAUGAAGAAAAUGAACCAUUACCAGAUUAUAGUGAUGGUGAAAUGGACAAAAAUGAUAAUCCACAUAAUGGAAUGAAAGGUGGUGAUGAUGAUGAUCGAUCACAAGGUGGAUCAGGUGAUGAUGAUGUUUUUAUUCAAGCAGCUGCUAUUGCUGGUGAAAUGAAUAAUGAACCGGGUGUAGGAAAAUAUCAUAUUGUCGAUGAAAAUGGGCCAGUUAGUCGAAAACUUCGUCAUAGAAUAAGUCGCCGUAAUCCUGGUAAACCUUCUGAUGAUCGUCAUCAUCGUAAAGGUGUCGAUAAUCCAUCAUUUCAACAUGAGGAUUCUCAACAUGGAAUUGAACGUAUAACAUCACCAAAACGAAAUCGAAAAAUACGAUCAAGUGCAAGUCCAUCAAAAAAAUCUCGUAAUGUAAAACCUCGUACACAUAGUGAAAAUCGUCAUUUAAAUUCUCAUAUACGUUCACCACAACAACAAGAUACAUCAAUUUUAACAACAACUCAAGCUGGAGCUUCAGCUGUUUAUCCAUUACCAUCACGUCAUCAACGUCGUACACAUUAUAAUAAAAAAUUACAAAAGAAAAAUUCUCUUGAUGCUAAUUUUCGUCGUCGUGUUGAAAAAUUAAAAGAAGCUACAAGUUCAACGGAACUUGAUAUGAAAUUACUUGAUAAAAAAAUGACAAAAGUUCUUUUUAAUAUGCAUGGUGUUCCAGUUGGACCAAAUGUUUUAUAA
Rotaria sordida is the source of this 5022-nucleotide messenger RNA. The record is from the annotation of a GenBank genome assembly. NCBI's taxonomy places the organism in Eukaryota, Metazoa, Rotifera, Eurotatoria, Philodinida, Philodinidae.